AUGGCCGCCUUUGUUGUUUUCAAUGAUGUGGAAUGCGUCUUUUCCCUGAGUGGCCAGUACGGACGAGCACCACGAGUCUUAUAUUACGGCCUUAUUCUAUUCGUCGUCGGUUUCAGACGACAAGACUGGCUGACUGCAGGAGCAGCGGCAGCUUGCCUGAUCUAUGGUGGCACUACUGCUAUUCAUGCCUUGCUACUUGCACCAUCAUUAGCCCUAGCGAAAUCCUCCGUAGCUGAUGGUAUCGUCACACGUACGAAUGGGUCGAAUAUCUUCGUCAAAGCUCUCGCAACUGAUCUGGACACUGAUGCCACGCUCGCAAUCAUGGGUACGGGUUUCUUGAUUGUCGUCCCGAUGGCUCUCUGGUCGGCCCAGUUCCGCCACUCCGGAGCAGUACCCAUCCUCGUUCUCUGGAUCGUCUUGAUGUUCGUCGGCAUGCUUUGCUGCAUGGCGGUGAUGUACGGAGUGAACGGCUCUGGAACUGGCCCUCUCUUACAGCAUCGGUUUUGCACUCCGGGAUACAACGAGACUUUCCCAUUCAGCGGCAACCCUGCGCCACCAGCCAACAACUGGAACGAAACAGUCUGGACCUAUUUCGCGAACUCAACCUUAAACCCGCCAAGUUGUAUCUACCCCUGUCUUAGUGCCACAUACUUCCUACGUCAGCCGGGUGAUCUCCACGUCGUCAAAUUCGUCGAGAUUGAAGCCCCAAGCCCGCUAUACUGGGGGAUGUACAUCCUGGCAGCUAUCAUUUGGUCCUGCGUCCCCCUAACCAUUAUCUUCAGCAUUACGAUCUUGAUGCUGAGAAUGCGGGGUCAUCGCUCCACGUCAUCCUCUAUUCCCUUGCAUUCUCACCCUCUCAGCUUGAAGCUCAGGGGAUUAAAUUAUCUUGUCAGGGUGCUCAACUUUUACGGGAAGGUAUUGAUGCCAUUUGUGUUUGUCAUUUUCUUGAUCUGGGUCGAGUGGAUCCUUUCGUAUGAUUUGCAGAGUGAGGAGAUGCAGUUGGUGGGUCAAUGGGCCCCGUUGGUUGGUGCGGGGCUGGUUUUGGUUGCUGCUUUCGUUGGCAAAUAUUGGCCCAGAGGAGAGAGAAUGCUGUUCAGACUUCGCGAAAGGAGGGAGUUGGUAAUUAGAAGUGAGAUGAAAGAGGGGAUGCUGGAGUCACUGUUUCAAGUUUGGAAGAAGAGGAAUGAGAGGAGUGCUUGGAGUCAUGUGGGAAUCGCAUUGUUACAGGGUGAUGAUUUGGAUUGA
Molecule: messenger RNA, 1245 nt
Organism: Hyaloscypha bicolor E
Lineage: Eukaryota; Fungi; Ascomycota; Leotiomycetes; Helotiales; Hyaloscyphaceae
Exons: 1
Coding region: 1-1245 (414 amino acids)
Source: RefSeq, a predicted model, not a curated record